AUGCCGCUUGUCAACGACAAAAUGAAUGCUAAGCAAUACGUUCAAAAUCGUGAAUCUGUCACACAUCAAGGCCGCCCCGAGAAGCGAUCACUGACACCGCAGCCAAACUCCGGCCGUGAAAGGUCGCAGCAGCGACAAGAUGAAGCCCGCCGCAAACUCCACCAGCAGCAGCAGCAGCAGCAGCAGCAGCAGCAGCAGCAACACGCGAGUCACAGCAAGGAAACAAACAGCGAAGCCAUCAGUCGCCGGGAUGCUGCAAAGUUGAAGUUGGACGUCCCGAAUACACUGACGAUUUCGAGUUCAAAGCUUGCUGCUCAGCCGGCUGGAAAGGGUGCAGCCAAAGACCCAGCAGCGAUUCAGCCCAGCAUGUUCUCCCGUCCUUCACCAAGCGUUGAACACCGUCACAAUGCGUUUGACGAUACCCAAAGCAUCCAUCUAGACGACUCGAUGAGCGUGGCCGAGGAGACGAUUCGGCGCACGAAACCUUCCUUCAGCUUCCAUCAUGGCGGGACUAUGCCACCCAUCUGGAACGCCGAGCCUCCUUUCUCGCCUACCACCCACCAUUUCGAAAGUCCAAAAUUACUAUUUGGGGAACGUGAAAAGACUUCAGGAGGACUCCCUGCGGAUUGGCAAGCGCAGGCAGAUGCUGAAAGACUUAGACACGGCUUUGACCCAGUGCACGGCGCACGAUUCGGUCCCAGUGUCGGCCAAACGAAGUAUGGGAAAGACGACCACCACGACGGGGAAGGGUCCGAACAGGAUGGCGACAUCGAAGAAGGGACGUCCAUCGGGGAGGAGAACACACCCUCACGCACUCGAAUCGCCCCUGAGGUUAAGGCUGCAUCAUCCAAGCAUGGCAAAGUGAAAGUGAAACGGGGCCACAGGCCAGAAGAGCUGGCGAUAACUCGCCCUUCACCAUUGAAGCACAGAAAGUCUCUGAGCGACGUUGCGCCGGCUGUCGUGGUCGAGCCAUCGAGCCGGCAACAGAUCAAUCGUUUCAACGUCUACAAGUCGCUCGAGGCAGACCCUGAGACGGCACCGCUGCCAGACAAUCUUGCUCAAACGGUCCGAAUCCCUCAGUCACUUGGAUCACUUGUGCACCCACCAGCCUUCUCGUCCAAAAUGUCUUCGCUCCACGAAUCGUCUUCUGACGAAGAGAAACCUUUACCGGCAAACAUCUCUGACCCUCUACGACUGGCUACCAAACAUCGCCGCUCCGAAGCCGACCUGGAUUUCGACCCGGAAAUCCUCAAAACCAAAACCAUGGCGGAGCUCGACGCCAUCCCAUACACAACGGACCCACGGUACUCAUCAGCACCCGAGCCGGCUCUCGACGCCAACGGCACCCCGCUGACCCUAUCCGCCAGACUCACGAACCUGACCAAAAUGCGGCCCGACGACCAACGCAACCUGUUCAAGUCCCUGACCGACGCCGAGCGCGAGCAGACGGCAGACUGGUUCGUGGACAGAUUCCGGACGGACAUGCAGCGGCUGAUGACCGCGCGGCUGGAGAGGAGGAAAAUCUCCCUCAAGUACGAGCUGGAAGUGCGGAAGAGGCAGAGGCAGGUCGAGGCGAAGAGGGGGGACGUGGAACAGGAACUGGCCGGGCUCAAGAAGGGUGGCGGAGAGCUGAUCAGGGGGAAAUCGCCGGCGAAAUGA
This is a messenger RNA of Fonsecaea multimorphosa CBS 102226, 1659 nucleotides long. RefSeq lists its product as uncharacterized. Gene Ontology annotation, molecular function: TBP-class protein binding; RNA polymerase I core promoter sequence-specific DNA binding. The record is from RefSeq and is a predicted model, not a curated record. The transcript is spliced from 2 exons. Bases 1 to 1659 code for a protein of 552 amino acids. NCBI's taxonomy places the organism in Eukaryota, Fungi, Ascomycota, Eurotiomycetes, Chaetothyriales, Herpotrichiellaceae. Gene Ontology annotation, cellular component: RNA polymerase I core factor complex. Gene Ontology annotation, biological process: nucleolar large rRNA transcription by RNA polymerase I.